UCCGUGUCGUCUCACUCUCUCGCACACACUCUGCCGGCCAGUCUCUUUCUAGAUUUAUUCCCAGCACCAGGAAUUAUUUCCUGAGGUGAGGUUUGUGCUUGAAGCGUUCAGUUCCGGAGUGCCCAGCAGAGAGCCGGAGGCAGCGGCAUCUGGCAAAAGAAAGAGAGAAAGGAAAGCGCUGCAGAUCGGGAAGGAAAGAGAGCAGGAAUGCAAAGAAUCUGAGGCGAAUAAGAGGCUGCUUGGUUCGCCGUACUUCUGCUCAUCGCCUGACGCCUUUCCAGUCCAGCCUCGCACAAGUUGGAUCAGAGAAUGGUUCAUUUUAAAGCUUAGGAAAAUCAAUAGAGGUUAACAAAUCAAAUAUCUUAAGGGGAAAAUUGCAUUCCCUUCUGAAGGCUAAGUCAGCUCCUAUUGCUGACACACCAGUAUGGGCAGACGCUAUCCUGGAGUUUCUUAUUAUCCACACAACUCACUGAUGCUCUUGCUGGUCGCAAACCCACAGUUGAUGCAGCAAAAAGGACAACUUGAUGAAGCUGUGCAAAAAUACAAUCAAGACAGGAAUUGAAGAAUAUCUCAACACUUGAUAUCAGAUUAUAACCUAUAUCCAGAUAUCUCCAUUGUUGAAGUCCCCCCCCCGUGAUUCAUGUCUGAACUGCUUCCAGUUGAGUCCUCCAUGGAGAUCAUGUCUGUAUAUGUGGCUACAAAUGGCAGCACGACAGAUGUGGUGAAUCGGAAUGCCCAUGCAACACCCCCCAACUCUCUCAGUCUACGUUCCUCUCACAAUGAACUGCUCAAUAUUGAGGUAAAGCAUACUGAGGUCAAGAACAACACACCACCUAAAUGUCGCAAGAAGUAUGCCAUGACUAGUAUUCAGAGUGCCAUGGGUCUGAGUGAACCAUCAGCACAACCCUUAUUGAGUGGCAAUUCAUCCUCUUCCACCGCCAACUCUUCCACAUCUGCAAACCCUAAACUAGCCAAAAAUGGGGAAAACCAGCUGCGCAAAGCAGCUGAGCAGGAUAUGAACAAAAAUCUUACCACAACUUCAACAGGUAGUGGUCGCAACAUAAUCUCAGAGAAACUAGAGGGCAAGGAGACCAAAGCACAGGAACCUCCCUUUUCUGGAUCAGUUCAACCUAGGAGAACCAAGAGCUUCCUUAAUUACUAUGGCAGCAGUGAUGGGUCUGCUGGGGAGGAAGAACCCUUACUUGUGGAAGAGUUAUCCAACAAGAUCAAGGAACCUCCUGCCUCCGAUGUAUUGCUGAAUGGUGACUUCUUGCCCAGUAAAAAUCAGAAUAGGCCAUCUAGUCCAGAGGAAAGCCAGAUGUCCUGUGCUUCCUCCAGCCCAGAAACUAAAAAGGAUCAUCCUAAAACGGGGGCAAAAACGGACUGUGCACUCAACCGAAUCCAAAAUUUGGCACACAGUGAUGAAGACUCCAGCUGGACAACCCUGUCCCAGGACAGUGCCUCUCCAAGCUCACCAGAGGAAGCAGCAGAUAUAUGGAGUGACCAGUCCUUUCAAACAGACCCAGACCUUCCCCCAGGCUGGAAGAAGAUCAAUGAUAUUGCUGGCAUUUAUUACUGGCACAUACCAACUGGAACAACACAAUGGGAACGCCCUGUUUCUGUAUCAGCUGACAUAAAGGGGUCUCGAAAGGGUUCACUUAGUUCAAUCACCCCAUCAUCCACUCCAGAAAAUGAGGAGAUUACACAGAAUGAGGUCUUUUUAGCUCCUGGAAACCAUCUCAUGAAUGCGACGCUUGAUGAUUCAGUGGAGCAGAUUGCCACAUCAUCAUCUGAUGACACAGUGCCAUCAUGUGGCUUUGUCAAUAGCUGUUACUUUAAACAGCCUUGGAGUGAUUUUGCUCUUCUGAAUGGGGGCAAGAUUGAUAGUGAGAUUUGGAAGGAUCUGCAAGCAGCUACAGUAAAUCCAGAUCCUAGCCUGAAGGAGUUUGAAGGAGCCACCCUACGUUAUGCUUCUUUAAAACUUCGAAAUGGGCCCCAGUCUGAUGAUGAAGAUGCGUCUAGCGUUGAUAGUGACCCAGAAGCUAAGUGUUUUGCUGUUCGUUCUCUGGGCUGGGUGGAGAUGGCAGAAGAGGACCUGGCUCCUGGAAAAAGCAGUGUUGCUGUGAAUAACUGCAUCCGACAGCUGUCCUACUGCAAGAAUGACAUUCGCGAUACAGUUGGCAUCUGGGGAGAGGGAAAGGACAUGUACCUAGUACUUGAGAACAAUAUGCUAAAUUUGGUUGAUCCUAUGGGUCGCUCCAUUCUGCAUUCUCAGCCCAUUGUAAGCAUCCGAGUAUGGGGAGUUGGUCGAGACAAUGGAAGAGAGAGGGACUUUGCUUAUGUGGCCAGAGACAAAGACACCCGCAUAUUAAAAUGUCAUGUGUUCCGAUGUGACACACCAGCAAAGGCGAUUGCAACCAGUCUUCACGAAAUCUGUUCCAAGAUUAUGGCAGAACGUAAGAAUGCAAAGGCUGUAGCAGGCAGCUCUUUGCAAGACAGAAUUAAUGUGGGCCUGGAUGUCCCCUUGCAAGACUUUCCAACUCCAAAGACAGAGUUGGUACAGAAAUUCCAUGUGCAUUAUUUGGGAAUGCAGCCUGUGACCAGACCUGUAGGUAAGAAGACAGGUAUGGAUAUAUUAAAUGGAGCAAUAGAAAGCCUCAUGUCUUCCUCCAACAAAGACAACUGGACACCAGUUAUUAUGAAUGUGGCUGAUGCCACUGUUACUGUUAUAAAGGAAAAGACUGAAGAGGAGGAGGAGGAAGUGCUGGUAGAAUGCCGAGUCCGUUUUCUUUCUUUCAUGGGAGUUGGAAAGGAUAUCCACACUUUUGCCUUCGUCAUGGACUCUGGAAGCCAGCAUUUUGAGUGUCAUGUAUUCUGGUGUGACCCUAAUGCUGGAAAUGUCUCUGAAGCCGUACAGGCUGCCUGCAUGUUGCGGUACCAGAAGUGCUUAGUCGCCAGACCUCCUUCACAGAAAGCUCGAUCUGCCGCUCCUCCUACGGACUCUGUGACAAGACGUGUCACAACUAGCGUUAAACGGGGAGUGUUGUCCCUCAUUGACACUUUGAAACAAAAGAGGCCUGUAGCGGAACUUCCUCAGUAAUCCACUGUUGCCUGGCUAAGAGAAGGAACCAUUGAACUCCCAUGUACAGUAGAAGUUUGUGAGGAAUUCACGACUCAACGGUCACACAACAGUACUCGGCUUUCCUCUCACUCGUCGCCAGCUCUCUGUCUCCAGUGCUUUCUCUUGCUUAAUGUACAACACGCAUGUUCUAACAUUCUAAUCAUCAAAUGUGACGCAUGAAUUCUUUUAUUUCUUUUUUUUUUUUUUUUUGUUUGAGUGUUGAAGAACACUGAAGAUUAAGGCCCUCUUACUGUCCAUUUUUUAGCUGAGUGUGGUCUGUGUGUUGAUACGCCUUCCAGACCACUGCAGUUUCAGAAAGAUCAGACUGGUGCCUGCCUCACACAGUACUGUCCCAGGAGCUCUUUGCAUAUCAGUAAAAGUGUAUUAAUGCUUAUAACUUUGUACAUCUUCAGAAAUGUUGCACUUUUACAUUAGAUUGCUGAAGCAAUGAAACUGCAUUUUAUUUGUGCUGUCAGUACACUUUGUUAUGUAUUCCUCCGGUAUAAAGUGCUAAGUUAACUUCAUGCACUGGGGUGGAAAUCGUUUACUUGGUAGGCUGUCAACCAUAAAAGCAUUUCAGAGGAGAGAUUAGUCAAGUAACAGCUUGACUGAAAUUUGAAAUAAUACAACAGCCUUAUGCGUAAUCCUUCUUGAAGUGCUUUGGGAAGGUGACCACAAAUUCAGAGAGUCCUUAGAAGAAGGUUGAGGAAGAGCUGCGCAAACUUUUCAUCGCUCCAAAAGUGGGAGUCUGUAAUGUAGCUAAAGGCAGAUUAAGCAUCCUCUAGGUGAAAGAUGGAGUAAUGUGAUGAAGUGGUCUUUUAAAAGUCGUUUAUAGAAGAGUAGUCUUUAUUUUUAUUUUAUUAUUUUUUUUUUUUUGUAAAAUGCCUCUAAUAUACAACACACAAGUAAUUGUACUGUCCAUUACUACUCUGUCCACUGUCAUUGUAUAGACAAUGCAAUCUUUAAACUGGCUAACAUGCUACCAUUGUGACACACACACCACUUCCAGUCAGAUCCACGCCUCCAGUUUGUGAAGUGGGCUCCAGUCCUCCAAAGCAGUGGCCCACUUGGAAACAGCCGCAAGAGCGUUACUGCCCUCAAGGACACAAAUUGGCUGGCAUGUCAGCCAAGUGCUGAGCAAACCUAAUUGUAAAUAAUUUAUAUUAAUAACGACAACAAUUUGGAGUAUAAUCCAUGCCAAACGUUACUGUAUGUACAUUUGAUCACUUUCAGAAGCUGCUGUUUAUUUUUUUUUUAUUUUUCUUUUUUGAAGUGGGGAGCUCCAUAUGUUCUUGUUAAACAUUUUACUCUUGUCAUGGCCAAAGCAUAACAUUUUGAUGUCUCUGUGAUGGACUGAACAAAAAACGCAAAUGAAGAAUUCUUAUUUUCUGUGCUUAGGCCAAUUAGUUGUAGCGAGACUACAGUUACCCAAGCAUUAUCUAUGCAUUCUUUAUAUCUAGCAGCUCUCAAAGCAGACAGCCAUGUCACUUUGCAUUGCAUGUCCCGUGAAAAUUUUAAAUUCGUAAGAGAAAUAUUUUUUAUUUUAUUUAUUCUAUUUUAUAUUGAAGUAUAACAGGUUAUUAUUAUUAUUAUUAUUAUUAUUAUGUUGACUCGUUAUAAUUACUGUGUGCUCUUUUCUCUAUCUCAAAAUGUAUCUAGCACUAUUUGCUCUGUAUACUAAUUGUAUUAGUCAGGCUAAAAUGCAGACUUAACACAGGAAACGACAAACUGUACAUAUCUGUCAAAGUGAGCCAAAGUGUUGCUGCAGAGAGCGCCUGCAGUGAACUGACUAGUAUCCGUGACAAGCAGAGAGUAAAUUCACUCUUUUUCGAUUACAAUAAAACACCUGCCGAAUAUCCCGGUGUACUUGACGCUCCGUGUCAAAGCAGCUGAGUAUUGCAUUUGAUCAACUACCAAUUACAGCUUACCUUGUUCUGGGGAAUGAUAACGUUGUCCUUAAAUUACUGUUGAUGAUCUUGUUAGUUAUAAAAAAUAAAUAAACACAUAAAUAAAUGCAUGAAGGGAUUGUAGUCCUAGGAAUGUAUGUGUGUAUGCUUGUGUGAGUGAGUGUGUGUUUGAAAGAGAGAUAGCAGAAUUCGUAUGACUGUGUUCAAGGCUUUUUAAUGGUCAUUUUGGUUCUCAUUUAUUGGGAAUGGGAGUGGGAGUGGGGCGGGGGUGGGGACGUUAAAGAAAAUAUAAAAGUAAGCUCUUGGAAUAAUAUAUUUGAAUUGGGAAUUUAUUGAGAAUUUAUUUAUGCUUUUAACAUCACAGCAUUCUUCUGUUUCCAAAUGGAUAUAACUAUCCCGAAAUCGAUUUGAAAGCAAACUGAGCUUCUAUGAAAAUUCAAACAUUCCUAUAUUCACACUUCUUUUUCUAACAGCACAUCCACAAGCUCUAGUACCAAUACUUGACUAAAAUACCUUGCAGUCUUUAAACCUGUGGUGACUCUCCAUCUUACUUCUGCUGUGUUCUUGAUUUAGUCCAAUUCCUGCUCUCUUGAGUAGUAUUGAAGUGCACCUGCUAUACAGUAAACAAGUUGGUUUCUUCUGCUGUUCACUAAUUUUACACCAUAUUAAUGUAAGCUGUUGUGAGAAUAAAAUGCAUAUAAAAAUAAU
This is a messenger RNA of Polypterus senegalus (gray bichir), 5736 nucleotides long. It is a transcript of the gene apbb2b, whose product is annotated as amyloid beta (A4) precursor protein-binding, family B, member 2b. Gene Ontology annotation, biological process: regulation of DNA-templated transcription. Bases 641 to 3100 code for a protein of 819 amino acids. Gene Ontology annotation, cellular component: nucleus; cytoplasm. Gene Ontology annotation, molecular function: transcription factor binding; amyloid-beta binding. The record is from RefSeq and is a predicted model, not a curated record. The transcript is spliced from 20 exons. NCBI's taxonomy places the organism in Eukaryota, Metazoa, Chordata, Cladistia, Polypteriformes, Polypteridae.